AGCGUUGGAGAUGCUCUUAGGGUUUAAAUAGAAGCAGAUAGCUAUAACCAUCCUCCUAAAUUUCACUUUGAUUUUUUGCUGGCAACAACUUUUACCUUGCAGCCAUGGCGAGCACCAAAGUCCAGAGGAUUAUGACCCAACCUAUUAAUCUGAUUUUUAGGUUUCUGCAAAGCAAAGCGCGCAUUCAGAUAUGGCUUUUUGAGCAGAAGGAUUUGAGGAUCGAAGGCAGAAUUAUCGGGUUUGACGAGUACAUGAAUUUGGUCCUCGAUGAUGCUGAAGAAGUGAGUAUCAAGAAGAAAAGCAGAAAAUCGCUUGGGAGGAUUUUACUCAAAGGAGACAACAUUACAUUGAUGAUGAACACGGGUAAAUGAUGUCUUUUGAUGAAUUCUGUUUUGUCAUCAAAUGAGAUGUUUCGGCUGUACGAAAGGUUGUCGCCAUUCCCCUAUUAGCUAUAUGUUUACAUCAUUCAGAUUUUCUAAUACAUGAGGUAGAAACACGAAUUACUUUGCUAUUACGACUUUGUAUUUGAAAGAUAUGUUACUUCUGUAUUCUUCUUUUCUC
This is a messenger RNA of Daucus carota subsp. sativus, 561 nucleotides long. RefSeq lists its product as uncharacterized. The transcript has 6 exons. Gene Ontology annotation, biological process: mRNA splicing, via spliceosome; spliceosomal snRNP assembly. Gene Ontology annotation, molecular function: RNA binding. Gene Ontology annotation, cellular component: U5 snRNP; U4/U6 x U5 tri-snRNP complex; U2 snRNP. The record is from RefSeq and is a predicted model, not a curated record. Lineage: Eukaryota; Viridiplantae; Streptophyta; Magnoliopsida; Apiales; Apiaceae. The coding region runs from base 105 to 371 and encodes 88 amino acids.